Messenger RNA from Caenorhabditis bovis, 585 nucleotides. The record is from the annotation of a GenBank genome assembly. NCBI's taxonomy places the organism in Eukaryota, Metazoa, Nematoda, Chromadorea, Rhabditida, Rhabditidae.
AUGCGAUCCUCUUCGCCUUUCGCCGUCCUAUUGAUUAUUCGAGUGAGCAUCGGAAUCGUCGUCGAGCCAAAAGUCAAACUACACACGAAACGGAAUCGAUUAUUCGAGGACAACGCUCGCCGCGUUGAUUCGGGAUGCCGCUGGUUUGGCACGGCGCCAUUUUGCUACGAGACGUGCCCGUCGGAUUAUGAUUUCAUUCGGCAGCACAGUGGACGAUGCGCGAAUGGCGGCUCGUGUGUGCCCGACGCGAGCUUCGGCGAGCCGUGCAUCAAAAUUUUCUCAUAUCAAAUGACGAAGAAGUUCUGCUGCAAAAGCGAUCCGGUGGAUUGCUCAUGGAGCGGCCGAUGGAUGGGAUCCGAAGACGCGUUCAACUUCUACUGCCGAUUCGAUCCCGAGCAGGGCACGUGCGGCCGAUUGGAGUGCUCGGUGAACAACGCGAAGUUCAAAGCGCACAACUCGUCAUAUAUCGAGGGUCCGAAUUGCGACGAGCUUCAAAUGUGGAAUCUUCGCGGCAAAGCGACGUGCGGCUACAUCGCCUGGUUCCAGAACGGCGAGCAUCGAAAUAGUUGGUACAAAACAUUUUGA